Messenger RNA from Myxocyprinus asiaticus (Chinese sucker), 3155 nucleotides. RefSeq lists its product as uncharacterized. Gene Ontology annotation, biological process: immune response; cell surface receptor signaling pathway; positive regulation of T cell proliferation. The transcript is spliced from 17 exons. The record is from RefSeq and is a predicted model, not a curated record. NCBI's taxonomy places the organism in Eukaryota, Metazoa, Chordata, Actinopteri, Cypriniformes, Catostomidae. Bases 157 to 2238 code for a protein of 693 amino acids. Gene Ontology annotation, cellular component: external side of plasma membrane.
CUUAAAUUUUUUUUUGAAAGAAUGAAAGUGAAAGCAGAGAUGUUGCUUUCAAGAGACGUUGAACAGUCUGUUUGUGAACACAAUGUAGGAAAACAAAUAUUUUUUUAGGUUGAAGCAGAGGUAACUUUUGUUUUGUAUGAUUUAACAUUCUUGAAGAUGUACCUGCAUAGCUGCAUGUUCAUGUCAGUACUGCUGAUGAUCUCUGAGGGGUUUAUUGUGAAAGGUCCCGCUGCUCCUGUAGUUGUUCCUCUGGGAGUUUCAGCCAUUCUGACCUGUUUUGUUGACAAAUCCUUACCAAUAGAGGGACUGAAGGUGGUUUGGAUAAGAACAGACUCAAAUUCGUUAGUGCAUGUGUUCCAAGAUGGCAUGAGUGUACCAGAUGCCCAGUAUCAGGAUUAUCAUGAUAGAGCUCAUUUCUUUACCGACAAGAUUCAACAUGGAAACUUCUCCCUCCUGUUGAACAAUGUGACAGCUGAAGAUAAAGGUUUUUACAGAUGUAAAGUUUACACUGACCAUGAGUCUGGUGAAACUUUGGUUGAAAUAAAAUCUGUUGAGCGUUUGAUAGUAUCAGGAUCAGAUCACUCCAUAUCUGCGUAUGUGGGUAAUGACAUCACUCUGAACUGCUCUGUGGACUCUCACAUCACACCUGAAGAGGUUUCAUGGAAGAAAACGGAUACAUAUGAAGAUAUUCUGGUUCUGCUCUUCCAAAAAAGUAGAAUUAUAACACAUUCAUCACAUGAGCAAUACAGAGACAGAGCUGAGUUCUUCACUGAUGAAAUCCACAAAGGAAACUUCUCUCUCAGACUGAAGAGUGUCAGAACUGAAGACCAAGGAGUUUAUAUGUGUCACGCAGAAGCUGGAAAUUUUUCAGGCAACACAACUGUGGAACUGGCACAACUGGGUUUCUCUGCUUUGCAUGCAAUGGUGUUGAGUAUCUGUAUAGCUGCAUCUGGAUCUGCACUUCUGCUGUCUGUUCUAUGGUAUCUAAAACAAAAUACAAAUACAGCACUGUUUCUUCAGUUGUUGGUAGUCUCUGUACCAAACCUUAUUAUGUUCUUUGCCUUUUUAUUCUGGGGCGUUAUUGAAGGAUUUCAGAAUGAGACAGUUGCUUGUUGUGCUCAUUAUUUCCUGCGUCCCCUUCUGCUGUUAUGGGCAGCUCCACAUUCAGAGCAUUUUCCUGGCGAACGUAAAACCAUUAUACACUGCAUUGUUCAUCUACAAUAUUCCCUUUUUGCAAAUGUUAUUUAUUCAGUUCUUUUUAGAGCUUUUUGGCAAAAAAGUGUGAAUUAUGCAGAAUUUGACAAAGUCUUGAUAACAGUCCUCUUUGGAAUAAUGAUUCUGAUAUCCAUCAUCAAUAUCAUUUUCUUACUGGCUGAACUCAUUAGAAAUAAAGAUGGUCCCAUGCGUGCUGUAUUAGACUUCGUGUCUGACAUUGGCCAUGAUGUUCUGCCUCCAUUACAACUCAUCUUCCUCUUCUACGCUUUUAAAGCUGCUAGUCACGCACUUUUUGUUGUGGGAGUUUUCCCACUCUUCUUGACGUUGACAAGAUACAACUGGAACGAUGCAUGUGAGAAAAAGCUGGAAUGUUUACAGUCAGUCAGAAGAUUAGCAUGGUUAAUUUUCAUGAUAGUGGUGAAUGUUAUCAUGGUAUAUUCUUACCUUAUGGCACUGGAAAAAGAGAAAGAUUGUGCUGGAUGGGCCAGCGUAGCUGCAUUUUUACAAGUUCUCUGGGGAAUUGUUGUCCUGAAACACUCAUUUGAUGAUCUGGAUCUUCCCUAUAGACCUGUUGUGUACCUUUUUGGAUCAGUUGGUGUUGUUUUAGUGAACUCUGUUGCACUGAUGGCAGAACUGAUACUGAAAACAGUUAAUGGUGAGCGUGCAGUGGGGGAUCUGAGAAAUAUUGUCUUUCCAUCUGAAUGCCUCUUCGCCUCUUCUGUGCUGUUUUUAGUCAUUUUAGAGCCUUUCAUUAAAGAUAAUCAGCAGUGUUGUCAGAAUUCAGCAGAGUCUAAUCAAGCCAGCAGAUCGCACCAGAAUCAUUGCUCGCAGGAUAAUGCUGAUGCAUCUGAUGAAACUCCAUUCACUGGAUCACAUCAGAACCAGAGCACAGCAGAACUUCAUGAAAUGAGACCUCUGCUAAGGACUCAAUAUCAAGAGGCUGGGAGAAGUGAAGAGACAGAGGAAACUGAUUCAGUGGUAGCGCAAACAUCGUCAGCAUUGACAGGAAAUACUUUGAGCUGAAUUUUUACCCCACUUUGACCGUUUGCUCCAUAAACAUUUACAGUCCAGUGAUCAAAUUGAGAGUGCAGUGUUAUUCGCAUUUUACGACUGGUGCAGUUAAAUUUUAUUUAGACCAUAAAGUUGUUCAACUCUCUUUGAUUUCAGUCUGUCGCUGAAUUUCUGUAAAUAUCUGUUUAUACAUUUGUGUCUCUGAGCUCAGUCAACUACAGAUUUUUCAACUGCAAGUUUUUAUAUUGGGGCUGUGACAAAAUUUUAAUGUAGAAGUACAAAUAUUUAUGGUGUUGUCGGGGUGGAUGUACAGGUAAAAUUAAAAACUGAACGUCAAAAAUAAUGCCAAGCCCUGUUUUGUUGUUUUUUUUUUUUUUACAUUUUUAUUAGUCAUAUUUACUCAUUUAUACUCCAUAUACACUCACCGAGCACUUUAUUAGGAACACCUGUACACCUACUUAUUCAUGCGAUCAUCUAUUCAGCCAAUCGUGUGGCAGCAGUGCAUAAAAUCAUGCAGAUAUGGGUCAGGAGCUUCAUUUAAUGUUCACAUCAACCAUCAGAAUGGAGAAAAAAUGUGAUCUCAGUAAUUUGGACAGUGGCAUGAUUGUUGGUGCCAGAUGGGCUGGUUUGAGUAUUUCUGUAACUGCUGAUCUCCUGGGAUUUUCACACACAACAGUCUCUAGAAUUCACUCAGAAUGGUGCCAAAAAUAAAAAACAUCCAGUGAGCGGCAGUUCUGUGGACGGAAACACCUUGUUGAUGAGAGAGGUCAACAGAGAAUGGCCAGACUGGUUUGAACUGACAAAGUCUACGGUAACUCAGAUAACCACUCUGUACAAUUGUAGUGAGCAGAAUAUCAUCUCUGAAUGCACAACACGUCAAACCUUGAGGCAGAUGGGCUACAACAGAAGAAGACAAUGCCAGGCACUUU